Molecule: messenger RNA, 1260 nt
Organism: Penicillium bovifimosum
Lineage: Eukaryota; Fungi; Ascomycota; Eurotiomycetes; Eurotiales; Aspergillaceae
Product: Zn(II)2Cys6 transcription factor
Exons: 5
Coding region: 1-1260 (419 amino acids)
Biological process (GO): positive regulation of transcription by RNA polymerase II
Cellular component (GO): nucleus
Molecular function (GO): transcription cis-regulatory region binding; DNA-binding transcription factor activity, RNA polymerase II-specific; zinc ion binding
Source: RefSeq, a predicted model, not a curated record
AUGCCCCCGGGAGGCCCAGCUUGCAUAACAUGCCGUGAAAAGUGUCGCAAAUGCGACCGAGCAAAACCUGCCUGCCAAAGAUGUAUCACCAAAGGUCUUCAAUGUAAAGGAUAUCCAGAGAAGUUUCGCUUUGCGGGACUAGCGACCCGGGGGAAAUGGAAGAACAGGGCAGUCCCUGCUGUGACCCGUGGCCAUGCCCUGACGUCGGACAUUGGAAGCAUUCCUCCAGAUCCUACUGACGAGGAGCUCGUCCAUAAGCCAAGUGAUAGUAUCUUCGAUACGACGAAUGAAGAAGCGCCACUUCCGGUCACCCAUCUAUGGCCACGGCCACGGCCAGAAGGGCAAAGUGUGGAGUUGGAUGAUUUGUUGAUGUUGGAAAGGACGGAGCUACUGUUGGCACAUUCUGAAUCUGUGAAGAUCUUUGAGUCGGGCAUCUCCACCCACGGCGCUCAUAUCACAGGUGCCUUGUCCAUUUGCAACCAGUUGCGCCUGUGUGAUACUUUGACCCGGAAUGAUAGAAGAACUGUGUUCUUCUUGGGAAACUUAGCAUGGCAAGCGGUCUCAUCCGGUUAUUCGCUGGACAUCAUCCGUUCACUUACAGACCCCCAACGACUAUGCUUCUCCUCUAAGCUUCGUGAAGUCGUUGCGGAUCUGAGCGAUUUGAAAUUCGAGCGCGUCAAUGGCUGCCCCCGCGAAUUGUUCUUGAUCAUGGGCAACGUCCUAGAACAUGCCAAGGCGCAUGCCACGGGCAAGUUAGAAACUCCAGAGUUCGAGCGACUCCUCAGUGCCCACCGAUACCAAUUAUUUUCAUGGCGCUUGAAGCCUGAUAGAUAUCCGAACGAUGAUCCACGCUGGCCCGCAAUUGCCGAGGCGUUUCGCCACGCGUGCAUCCUGCACACAUCUCGCUUGUUGGAUGUAGCCCAACCAGCCGAAGCGCCAAUAAUAAAGGAUUCCGUGACAGCAAUCCUGGACUCUCUGGCAGAGAUACCUGCAGAGUGUUCUCUGAUCGAGUUGGCGGUCAUGCCACUGUUCAUGGCAGGGGCUGAUGCUUUGUCCCCGCACGCGCGGCACUAUGUCCUUCUGCGGCUUGACCAUGUCCGGGUACAUGGUGGGCUGGGCAAUGAGACGGCGAUAUCUCUGCUUCAGUCUGUUUGGGACGCGCGAGGGAAGCAAGCGAAAAAUGACUGCAGCAAUGUUCAUUGGGUCUUGUUUACUCGUAAUGCCGAAUUGGAACGGCAACAUGACUAUCUUAUUAUAUAG